This is a messenger RNA of Sporothrix schenckii 1099-18, 294 nucleotides long. RefSeq lists its product as uncharacterized. Lineage: Eukaryota; Fungi; Ascomycota; Sordariomycetes; Ophiostomatales; Ophiostomataceae. The record is from RefSeq and is a predicted model, not a curated record. Bases 1 to 294 code for a protein of 97 amino acids. The transcript has a single exon.
AUGAUGCGGACACUCAUACUGUCCGUGCUCCGACCCUGGUACGGCCAGUACGCGUCGUUUGCGCAAUUCGCGGACCACGCACUCACGGCGGGGCACCCGUGUCGACACAAGGCAGUCACCGCCGCGGCCCAACGCCUUGCUACUGUCGCUGCCACUGUCGCUGCCACGGCCGCUGCCACGGUCGCCCGUCAGCCACCGCAUCCUGCUCGCUGCCAUCCAGUGGCUCGUCCCGAGACCGCUCUCCUGCGCAUCAACGCUGAUGAUGCUAUGCGCAUAUAUGUGUGCCUGUCUUGA